Messenger RNA from Quercus lobata, 669 nucleotides. RefSeq names its product probable glutathione S-transferase. Gene Ontology annotation, biological process: glutathione metabolic process. The transcript is spliced from 2 exons. The coding region runs from base 1 to 669 and encodes 222 amino acids. Gene Ontology annotation, cellular component: cytoplasm. The record is from RefSeq and is a predicted model, not a curated record. Gene Ontology annotation, molecular function: glutathione transferase activity. NCBI's taxonomy places the organism in Eukaryota, Viridiplantae, Streptophyta, Magnoliopsida, Fagales, Fagaceae.
AUGGAAGAAGUGAAGCUACUGGGAGCUUGGCCUAGUAUUUACUGCUAUAAAGUCAUAUGGGCAUUGAAACUCAAGGGUGUGAAAUAUGAAUAUGUAGAGGAGGAUCUUUCCAACAAGAGUGAUCUUCUUUUAAAGUACAACCCAGUUCACAAGAAGGUUCCGGUGCUCGUCCAUCAUGGAAAACUAGUUGCUGAGACAAGUGUUAUUCUUGAGUACAUUCAGGAGAUUUGGCCACAAAAUCCCUUGCUACCGAAUGACCCUUUUGAGAAGGCCUUGGCUCAGUUUUGGACAAAGUUUGAAGAUGACAAGAGCCUAGCCUUUUUUGCUUUCUUUCGCGGUGUAGGGGAAGAACAAGAGAAGGCAACAAAAGAAGCCAAACAACUGUUGAAAAUAAUAGAAGAUCAUGGCCUUGGGGAGAAGAAAUUUUUUGGAGGCAAUAAGAUUGGAUUGGCAGACUUGGCCUUUGGAUGGUUGUCUGCCUGGCUUGAAGUCAUGGAAGAAGUAAUUGGUGUAAAACUGAAGGAAGCUAAUAGCUUCCCACGCUUAGAAGCUUGGACUAAAAGCUUCAAGGAAGACCCCAUGAUCAAAGAGAACCUUCCUGACCGCGAUGAAAUGUUGACAUAUUUCAGAAGCCUAAGGGAAAAGUUUAUUGCAUCAGCAGCAACAUAA